AUGCCCCUGGCCCCCAAAGCGGCUGCCGUCCCUCUCACACACCCACGUCUGGUUGAUUCUCAGCAGCCCCGUGGCCCGGUCAAACGUGAAGCUCGACAAGUCGCCCUUGUCGUCGGGCAGAACCGCGCAGUCAUACGCGGUGUCGCCGGUGAAGAAGUUGGGGCUGCGCGUCGACAGCCCCGUGCAGGUCGUCUUGUGCGAGAGCGCCGAGUUCUGCAGCGUAAAGUUGGCCAGGCCGUAGUUGACUUGGGACGAGGCUAUGGCCACCCGCUCGUCGCGGUACUCGAAGCCCGUGAUGCGCCAGAGCAGCGUCGUCGCCGACGCCGCCGUGCACACCUUGUCCGCGGCCCGGGACAGCGCCUGGCCGGCCAGCGCGAGCGUGACGAGGGAUGUUGCUGA
Messenger RNA from Metarhizium acridum CQMa 102, 399 nucleotides. The record is from RefSeq and is a predicted model, not a curated record. Lineage: Eukaryota; Fungi; Ascomycota; Sordariomycetes; Hypocreales; Clavicipitaceae.